Verruconis gallopava is the source of this 2043-nucleotide messenger RNA. RefSeq lists its product as uncharacterized. NCBI's taxonomy places the organism in Eukaryota, Fungi, Ascomycota, Dothideomycetes, Venturiales, Sympoventuriaceae. The coding region runs from base 318 to 1904 and encodes 528 amino acids. Gene Ontology annotation, molecular function: protein binding. The transcript has a single exon. The record is from RefSeq and is a predicted model, not a curated record.
AAAAAAAGCUAGGCUGAAGUAUUUUCUCGGUGCUGCACAUAGAACUCGCACACUUGAUUGACGACUUUGGCGGUCUACUCUGCACACAACCGCGGAAACGUUUCCAGCAGUGCACGUGAAAAGUGCCCCUUCCAUUCGGCCUGGUUUCGAAGAAGGUGCAACCUGAUUUCGUCUCCCUUCAACGCAGCUGCUUUGUGUUCAGCGUGCUUGCUGUUUGAUCGUUCGUUCCUUCUCGAUACUGAACCUCGCCACCUACGCAACGAUCCAGUCGCGCCAUCCUCCGUCGGUGCCGCCGCACUCAUACAUGCACACGCGCAAUGGCCAAAAGGAAGCGAGAGGACGCCCUUCUACAGCCGGGCGGCGCUCGCAGUGGAAAGACCCGCAAGAUCGCUGCUGUGCCGGGUCUCCUGGCGCAAACCCACAUCCAAAUCGUUGUGGGCUCGUACGAGAAGAUCUUGCACGGAAUUAUCGCAGCCAUUCCGGCACAGGUUCUACAGCCCGCAAAGAAUAAGGUUGGAGAGAAGCCAACAUGGAAAGAGAAUGUGUCGAGACCAAACGAGGACUCUUUCCAUGAAAUGAGCCAAGAAUCAAACAAGGACGACCCAGAGGUUACAUUUGCAGACUCGUUCCUCUUCACUGCGCACACGUCUGCUGUCAGAUGUCUCACCCUGUCUCCCGUACCUGCUCAAGACGAUAUCGCGCAGAAGGUGGUACUGGCUACAGGUAGUAAUGACGCACGCAUCAAUCUCUAUACUCUAUCUACAACACCGCCGGACCCCCCAAAAAAGGGCGCUGUGCCUCUGCCUUCGAUUUCCGGCGUCAAGGUCUCUCAAAAUGCGUUGAACAAAGAGCUGGGCUACCUAAACCACCACAACAGCUCUAUUACCGCGCUCUGCUUCCCAACAAGGUCGAAGCUAUUGUCUGCCUCGGAGGACAACACGAUAGCUAUUUCCCGCACCCGUGAUUGGACAGUGCUUUCGACCAUUAAAGCUCCCACUCCGAAAGCUCAAGGAAGACCAAGCGGCGAUACUGCAGCUCCUGGUGAAGUGCCUGCUGGCGUUAAUGACUUCGCCGUUCAUCCAUCCAUGAAGCUCAUGAUCAGUGUGGGGAAAGGUGAGAAGUGCAUGCGCCUGUGGAACCUAGUUACCGGGAAAAAGGCUGGUGUCUUGAACUUCGAGAAGGGAAUGCUACAUCAGGUCGGCGAGGGAAAAUAUGGGACAGGUGAGGGUAGGAGAAUCAUCUGGGAUGAGGCAGGCGAAGAGUUUGUGGUCGCAUUUGAGAGAGGUGCCGUGGCAUACGAUAUGGACUGCAAAGUAAGAAGUAGGAUUUGCCCAUGGCCGCCUUCGAAGGUGCACCAGAUGUGUUACGUUCCCAAUACUGGGGAUGAGAACGUGCUUUGUGUCAGCACGGAGGACGGCAGAAUUUUGUUCUUCGAUACAGCGAGCCAGUCCGACGAUGUGAAUGGGACAGAGGAUACUGAGGACACGACGAGGCAGAAGGAUAUUCCUCACGCAAAAUUACUCGCUCAGAUGGGGGGUCGUGCGACCGGUGUCGCGAGCCGCGUCAAGGAUUUUGCAGUAUUGUCUAGCUCGAGCAGAAAUGAUGGCGCGUUAAACAACCUUGUUUUUGUAACCGGUUGUAGCGAUGGCACGAUUCGACUAUGGCUGCUCUCUUCUGGUGAAUUGGAUGUAGCUCGAGAAGUAGCAACUAAAGAGAAGAUACCACAGGUGGGGCAUUUACUCGCACGCUAUGAUACAGGCAACCGCAUUACAUGUCUUACGGCAUUUAUCAUGAAUGAGCGGGUGGACACUGGUUCGGAAGCAAAGGAGGCGGAAUUUGGUGGCUUUAGCACAGGAGUGAAAAAUGAUGAGAGUGAUAGUGAGGAUAGCGAGAGCGAUUACUAAGUCGAUAAUGUGCGUAUAAUGUCUCUGCUGGAACCAGUCAAGUUACAGUCUCCGUAGCCACGGGAUUUCUGCCUAUAUAGAAUGGUCUUAUCACACACUCUGACUUGUCAACGAAAUAGUACCAGGUACUAACAACUAG